Messenger RNA from Penicillium longicatenatum, 1185 nucleotides. Its product is annotated as purine-nucleoside phosphorylase. Gene Ontology annotation, cellular component: endoplasmic reticulum. NCBI's taxonomy places the organism in Eukaryota, Fungi, Ascomycota, Eurotiomycetes, Eurotiales, Aspergillaceae. Gene Ontology annotation, biological process: transmembrane transport. The transcript is spliced from 2 exons. The record is from RefSeq and is a predicted model, not a curated record. Bases 1 to 1185 code for a protein of 394 amino acids.
AUGUUGGCUCCGCAAACUGGUCUUCUUGCGUCGCUGCUGCUGGCUAGCAGCACACUGUGUGCCGCCUCGGCGCCACACGCCCACCACGAGGAAAAGAUCGCCCCUAAGGUGUUCAUCGUUUCGAUGUUCGCACCCGAAGCCGAGGUCUGGUGGAACAUUCCUGAAUUCGACCUCCUUGCGCACAAUGUCACCGUUCCUGGUCUCUCGCCCAUCUACCCCGAUGUUCACUGCACCGAGGAUUUCGAAAUCUGCCAAUUGAUCACCGGCGAAUCCGAGAUCAAUGCCGCUACCACCGUCACCUCUGUUGCAUUCUCUCCCCUCUUCAACCUUACUGAGACAUACUUCUUCAUCGCGGGUAUUGCAGGUGUCAACCCCGAACGAGCAACCCUCGGCUCUGCUACAUUUGCACGAUACGCGGUCCAGGUUGCCUUGCAAUAUGAGAUCGACAUCCGCGAGCUGCCCAGCACCUACAAGACAGGCUACUUCCCUCUGGGAUCUGACUUCCCCAACCAGUACCCCAGCAGCAUCUACGGCACUGAGGUCUUCGAGGUGAACGAUGAUCUCCGUAGCAUCGCCGCCAAGUUCGCCCGCCGUGCCAACUUGUCCGACUCGACUGCCGCCCAGGCCUACCGCGCGCACUACAACACUACCAACGGACAGUACAAGGCCGCUACCCUGCCCCCGUCUAUUGUGGAGUGCGACGUCGCAACCUCGGAUGUUUACUACAGCGGUAACAUCCUUGGCCAUGCCUUCACCAACACCACCAAGCUGUUCACCAAUGGAACUGGUGAUUACUGCAGCAGUGCCCAGGAGGAUAACGCUACUCUCGAGGCUCUGAUGCGCGCUGCUGUUCACAAGCUGACUGACUUUUCGCGCAUCAUUGUCAUGCGUACUGCCUCGGACUUCGAUCGUCCCUACCCCGGCUCUUCGGCUACCUACAACCUGCUCUAUGCCGAUGCCGGUGGUUAUGCCCCUGCCAUCGCGAACAUCUACCGCGCUGGUAUCCACGUGGUAGAAGGCAUCUUGGGUAACUGGGAGACCACCUUCGCUGGUGGCGUUGAGCCUUCCAACUACAUUGGCGAUAUCUUCGGUACCCUCGGUGGCCAGCCUGAUUUCGGUCCUGGACGCACCGAGGCUCUUGUUAACAGCGGAGCUUACAAGAAGCGCAGUCUUCGUCGCAAGUAA